Molecule: messenger RNA, 528 nt
Organism: Drosophila ficusphila
Lineage: Eukaryota; Metazoa; Arthropoda; Insecta; Diptera; Drosophilidae
Exons: 2
Coding region: 1-528 (175 amino acids)
Source: RefSeq, a predicted model, not a curated record
AUGUUGAAGGUGGCAUUCAUCAUCGCCGGCGCACUCGUGUCGCUGGCGGAGCCCAGCUCGAUAAUCCUGAACCGAGUGCAGUGCGAGAAGAACACCAAGUUCUUCGGCACCCUGAACGUCACGGCGGUGAACAACACGAUCACGGCGGACAUAAACCUACUUCAGGCCCUCAAGCCAGGCUUCCGAGGACACGUCGACGUACAGCUGCGACUGAGCAACGCCAAGAAGUUCCAGAGCCUGGUCCAGACCGACACCGACUACUGCGAGCUGCUCUCGACCCUGAAGGACUCGCUCUUCCGGCGCUGGGUGUUGAGCGUGACCAAGCACAGCAACUUUAUGGAGAACUGCCCCGUUCUGGCGGGGCACUACUACCUUAGGGCCUGGCACGUCGACACGGCGCUGGUGCCCUCCUACCUGCUCAGCGGCGACUACCGCCUGAGGGCCCUGGUCUACUACGGGAAGUACCGCACCAAGAAACAGCUCUUCCUCGCCCAGUGCACUGUGGAGGCAACAAUGCAUAACAAAUAG